This is a messenger RNA of Macrobrachium nipponense, 1221 nucleotides long. Its product is annotated as macrophage mannose receptor 1-like. The transcript has 9 exons. Lineage: Eukaryota; Metazoa; Arthropoda; Malacostraca; Decapoda; Palaemonidae. The record is from RefSeq and is a predicted model, not a curated record. Gene Ontology annotation, molecular function: signaling receptor activity. The coding region runs from base 71 to 1165 and encodes 364 amino acids.
GCUGGGUCUCUGCUUGGAGUCACUCACUCGGCUGAUCUGUUCGUAGAGAGUCUUCGCAGGAGAAGCAGCCAUGCUGUUGAAGCUCGUUCUCUUCUCGUCCGUUUUCACGGUUGCAUUGGGUCGAACCUCCUCUGGGAAUUCGGAAUCUCUGACUGGCGAUUUGUCUGUCAAGAUCCAGUCAAGGUUUCAUUUAACUUACCCCGAGGGAACUGACGCCAGGGAUGCCCUGCCCAAGCUGAGAUGCAACCCAGAGAAGCUGAAGGCUGAGGAUUCGUUGACAGGAGUCUUGCUGAAACGUAUUCCCAAACUGGAAGAACAAUUCGGUCUUCGAGUGAAGCUGACUUUCAGCGAAGGCUUCUUGACCUCCUGCGAGCUUGUUCCUGCAGAGAUCACGAGACAGGAGACUUGCCUGAUUCCUCCAGUCAUCAGCACACCUGGGCUCAUUUGCCAAGACGGGUGGUCGCUGGUGGAGUCCACUUGCUUCCUCUUGUCCAACAAGAAGGGUAACUACUCAGAAGGGAGGAACUUCUGCAAAUCUAAGGGCGGGUCUCUCGCUACUAUAUCAUCGUCUCUUCAGCAGGCAGUUAUUGCUAGUCAGUUGGACUCAGACACCUGGAUUGGUCUGAAUGACUUGCAGAACAGAGAGAAAUAUGUCUGGGUUGAUGGCAGCCCUGUCGCCUUUACUAACUGGGCUGAUGGACAACCAGACAACAGCGGCAAAUACUGGGUGUUCGGCGAGAAGGAAGACUGCGUUGAAAUGAAGAAGAAUUAUAACUUCUUCUGGAACGACGAUCACUGUUAUGAACAAAACAAAAUCCUCUGCAGCACCCCAGCCGAGCCAGCGCCCACAACCACAACAACCACAACCACAACUACCACUACUACGACCACAACCACCACAACGACUGCUCCUCCAACUUGCCAGGAAGGUUGGGAACAGCGGGAACUCUCCUGCUACAGGGCCAGUGGGGCCAAGGCAAGCUGGCGAAAUGCCCGAGCUGCCUGCGACGCCCUCGGGGCUAAGCUGACCUCCAUCGCCAAUAAGAAGGAACAGGACUUCGUCGCUGGUCUUCUCGAUGACAGCGGCUGGAUCGGUCUCGACGACUUAACAAAAGAGGGAGUCUUUGUCUGGGAAGAUGGAAGUGAAGUCAAAUACACAAAGUAAGUAAUAGCCGGGUUUCCGUUUUCUGACGUCGUUUUCUAUUGUCUCAAGUGCUCUUC